Messenger RNA from Oryzias melastigma (Indian medaka), 537 nucleotides. RefSeq names its product cytochrome c oxidase subunit 7A2, mitochondrial (gene cox7a1). The record is from RefSeq and is a predicted model, not a curated record. The transcript is spliced from 4 exons. Gene Ontology annotation, biological process: regulation of oxidative phosphorylation; mitochondrial respirasome assembly; mitochondrial electron transport, cytochrome c to oxygen. NCBI's taxonomy places the organism in Eukaryota, Metazoa, Chordata, Actinopteri, Beloniformes, Adrianichthyidae. Bases 176 to 421 code for a protein of 81 amino acids.
ACUUUACACCUGAGAAACUUUUAGAGUCAUGAGAAGUUCUGCAGCUUCAUGAGUUAAUCUGCUUUUUCAGCUGUUGGUUGUUUGGACUCUGAGGCAGAUCGUAGUUUGGCUGCAGUUCAACUUCCUGUCUGCCUGUGUGUCAUUCUGAGGGUGAAGCGAGGUCGUGCAGCGCGACAUGAACCGCGUUCUGAAAGUUCCAGUUAUGCUCCACCGGGCCUUCAGCAGCUCGGCCCGGCAGCUGAGGAACAAAGUUCCGGAGGCCCAGAAACUCUUCCAGGAGGACAACGGCCUGCCGGUCCACAUUAAAGGAGGAACCAGCGACGUUCUGCUGUACCGAGCGACCAUGACGCUGACCAUCGCAGGAACCUGCUACUCUCUGUACUGGCUGCUGGUGGCGUCGAUGCCUCAGAGGAAGCCCUGAAGGACAGAAGGUGUGGAGCCGACGUUUGCUGUGUCUGAUUGUUCUGUAUCUCAUCACCUUCUGUUGAAUGUUGAUGUUUCUGUAAAAAAUGGUCAAAAUUAAACUUUUUCCUCCAG